Messenger RNA from Striga hermonthica, 642 nucleotides. The record is from the annotation of a GenBank genome assembly. Lineage: Eukaryota; Viridiplantae; Streptophyta; Magnoliopsida; Lamiales; Orobanchaceae.
AUGGCUGCAACUAACUUUCCCGAUAACGACAAGCCGAAAGGUAUCGAGUCGCUGGAGCUGAUUUGUGAAAACAAGCUGGUAGCCACAUUCGGUGAUGUACGCGACGAACUUGAGCUAUUGCACGAGAAGGCGUUGCUCGACGCUGAUGUUGUGAAAUUGGGGCUUGAUUCUCGGAGCAAAUCGAUUUACUAUGAGCUGAAAGUUGCACAUGGAGCGAACAGGAAAUUGAACAAUCAGCUCCCGAGCAAUGAAGAGCUUCAGGCGGCAAGGAAAGUGCUCAUUGAGCAUGUCGAAAGAGAUUUUUGGCUGGAGAGGCUGAGGUCAAGGCUGUUCAAAAUGUGCUCUAUAUGGCAAGAAAAAGUGGAGAAUGUUGAGUGGCGCCAGAUCCGUGUGGUCAAGGAUAAGGAUGAGAAGCAUGCCAAGAGGGAGAUCAAGGAGGAUGAUGAUGAGCUGUGGGAACUUCGGGAAGAAUGGGGCGAAAAGAUUUAUGAGGUUGUGACCACGGCCCUCAUGGAGAUGGAAGAAUACAGCCCGGGCGGCCGUUAUGUGGUUCCCGAGCUCUGGAACUUUAAGGAGAAACGCAUGGCCUCGCUCAUGGAGGUCAUCGACUACAUUUAUGAGAUCAAAAUCCUCAAGCGCUAG